AACUAAUAUCCAUGGCAGAUGUAUAACUUUCUAAUAUUCAUUUAGCCCAUCAAAAUUGUGAUGUGCAUUCUUUGUUGCCCAUAGUGGUUCAGUUACUACUCAUUUUUGCAUAAUUGUGCUAGAACUUGUGAUAUCACAUCAAAAAGUAACAGUUAUAUUUCAUAUUCUGUAGUCUUCAAAAGCAUUGGAAGUACACUUUGGAAAGUUCUGUUUGUCCUAUUUAUGGCGUUUUGCGGAUUCGAACUAGUGAAUUGUGUAUUAUGCAUAGUGGGAUGUGUUCAUUGCUUCGGAACUCCAUUUUAGGUUUCAUUUUCAAUAAUAAUACAAAGGCUUAUUAAGGAGGCAGCACUUGGGUCGACUCAUUUCAUAAAAUGGUACUCGAACCUAGUUGUGAUUUUGAAGGGAAAAUAAGUGACAUUCUUGGGAAAAUGUUUAAACAUUGAUUAUAAAUAUUGCAAAAAGC
Messenger RNA from Paramecium octaurelia, 463 nucleotides. The record is from the annotation of a GenBank genome assembly. NCBI's taxonomy places the organism in Eukaryota, Ciliophora, Oligohymenophorea, Peniculida, Parameciidae.